Molecule: messenger RNA, 1814 nt
Organism: Rhagoletis pomonella (apple maggot)
Lineage: Eukaryota; Metazoa; Arthropoda; Insecta; Diptera; Tephritidae
Product: prostasin
Exons: 6
Coding region: 106-1614 (502 amino acids)
Biological process (GO): proteolysis
Molecular function (GO): serine-type endopeptidase activity
Source: RefSeq, a predicted model, not a curated record
GAGUCGCUUUAACACGACUCAACAACGUUCAGUUUGCUACUCGCUUGGCUAGCUGUUGUACGUAGAUCGUACGCUUGAAUAAAAUUAAUCGACGCGUGCAUCGAUAUGAGAUUCGAAACGUUGCUGAUCUCGUUUUUAGGCAUUUUAAAUACUCACAGCAUUAUUGUCGCGUCUGUUUCGCGAAACACCCGAAAAGUACACGGCCAAGGCCACAAUCCGCAUGGAGGCAUUCAAUCGCCACCACCAGGCGACUAUGACUUGCAACCAGAUUUUUUGUCCACUUCCAGCAAUAAUAAAGGCAAAGGGCAUGGAAAUAAUGGAAAUGGUAAUGGUAAUGGACGCGGUAAUGGUAAUGGUAAUGCCAAUAAGAACGGCAGUAAUAAGGGCUUGCAAGGCUUUGUCUUAGACACGGAGUUGCUUGGAGGCAUUCAAUCGCCAUCACCAGGCGACUAUGGCCUGCAACCAGAUUUUUUGUCCAGUUCCAGCAAUAAUAAAGGGAAUGGGCAUGGUAAUGGUAAUGGACGCGGCAAUGGUAACAGUAAUGGCAAUGGCAAUAAGAACGGUGCUAAUAAGGGUUUACAGGGCUUUGUCUUAGCCACGGAGUCGGGCAACGUUGAGUCGGCGUUAGACUGUGAGAACCCAAACGGUCCUGGUAAUGGACAUGGCAAGGGUCAUGCCUAUGGUCAUUGUCGUGGCAAGGGUAAUAAGUUUGGCCCUAAACGACCGCCACCUGGUCUUUAUAAACGUUUCGCCGCUAUCUAUAGCGAUGUCGAUCGGAAAGUUGAUGGCGCGCGUUAUGAUGAGGCGCUCGAGAAUGAUGAAGUCAAUGAUGAUUUCAAUGGACGAUCGAUUGUAGCGCCCGGACAGUAUCCGCAUAUGGCUGCGCUGGGUUUUCGCACUUACACCGACAACUACGAUUACAAAUGUGGCGGCAGUUUAAUUAAUGAAGUUUUUGUUUUAACUGUUGCGCACUGUUGCUAUCACAGCGGUCAAGCUCCCGAAGUGGUCAAAGUGGGCGACAUCAAUUUGAAAAACAUUGAAUUGGAUGAUAUUUUUCAAGUGCGUCCUGUUGCUGAAAUACAAGCGCAUCCUUGGUACAACUCUUCAUAUAACUAUCAUGACAUAGCGUUGAUCCGUUUGGCACAGUCAGUGAUCUACACAAACUUUGUGCGGCCGAUACGUUUAUGGGUCAGCGAUGACAUUCCGUACGACAGACUUCAUGCAAUGGGUUAUGGUUCGACCGCUUUUGCGCAUGCUCCAACAAAUGUGUUAACCGAAUUGGAGUUGUCCAUUGUGCCGCUGUUACAAUGUAAUCAAACUCUACCUUCAGAUACUGGUACACCAGAUGGACUGUUGGAGUCACAGAUAUGUGCUAAAGAUUUUGAAAAAAAUCGUGACACCUGUCAGGGCGACUCGGGUGGACCACUACAAUUGAACUUGAUGCGUAAGAAUAGAAAACACUUUCGUUAUUAUUUGAUUGGAAUGACUUCGUAUGGAACGGUUUGUCGUAGCGCAUAUCCUGGAGUGUAUACGCGUGUCUCCUCGUACAUUGAAUGGAUCACAUCAGUUGUUUGGCCAGAUUAUUACAGCAACUAUUUCCCGGCGGAACAGUAAUCGAAUAUACAUAAACAAAAUGACAACCUACAUACAUAUACAUAUAUAGAUUUACUUAAGACGCGUGGAUUUGCUUGGCCUGAUGGACAAAAGAAGAAGAAGAAGGGAAAACGUUAAAGAUCACCACCACACAGCUGACGCCAUUCAAUCAAAACAAGUGUAAAAAACAAUAUACUUAAUAAAAACGAAUUUUAAAAUUA